Molecule: messenger RNA, 1804 nt
Organism: Malaclemys terrapin pileata
Lineage: Eukaryota; Metazoa; Chordata; Testudines; Emydidae
Product: zinc finger protein RFP-like
Exons: 7
Coding region: 16-1476 (486 amino acids)
Molecular function (GO): protein binding; zinc ion binding
Source: RefSeq, a predicted model, not a curated record
CUGCCCAGAGGAGCCAUGGCUGCGGAGACCCUUUUGGAAAGUCUCCAGGAGGAAGCUUCAUGUCCCGUCUGUCUGGAGUAUUUCACAGAACCUGUCACUCUGGAGUGUGGGCACAAUUUCUGCCGAGCCUGCAUCACCCAGUGCUGGGAGGGAUCCGAUACAGCCACCUCCUGCCCUCAGUGCAGAGAAACUGUGCAACAGAGAAACCUCAGGCCCAACAGGCAGCUGGCAAAUGUUGUAGAAAUUGCCAAAAGGCUGAGUUUACAGGCAACAAAGGCAGCAGGAGGGGAUGGGGUGUGUGGGGAACACCAGGAGGCUCUGAAACUGUUCUGUGAAGAGGAUCAAACCCCCAUCUGUGUGAUCUGCAGAGAGUCCCGGGCUCACCGCGCUCACUCUGUGGUUCCCAUACAGGAAGCUGCCCAGGAGUACAAGGAAAAUAUUCAGGCCCAUUUGAAGACUCUGCGGGAAGAGAGAGAAAAGCUGUGGGGAUUUCAUGUGACUGGAGAGGGGAAACGCCAGGAGUAUCUGAAACAAAUACAAACCGAGAGGCAGAAGAUUGUGUCUGAAUUUCAGCAACUGCGGCACUUCCUGGAGGAACAAGAGCGGCUCCUGCUGUCCCAACUGGAGAAGCUGGACGAGAAGACUGUGAGGAUCCAGAAUGAAAAUGUCAGUAAACUGUCCAAGCAGAUUUCCCAUCUCAGUGAGCUGAUCGGUGAGCUGGAGGGGAAGUGUCAGAAGCCAGCAAGUGAAUUCCUGCAGGAUGUCAGAAGCACCUUGAGCAAGUGGGAGAAGGGGAAGUUCCAGCCGCCAGAGGAGAUUUCUCCUGAACUGGAAGAGCAAAUCAGUGGUUUCUCCCAGAAAAGUAUUGCGCUAUUAGAGGCUCUGAGGAAGUUCAAAGACAUUCUGCCGUCUGCACUGGAAAGAAAAAGAGGGCAACCACUAGGCACGCACAGACAGGCGAAUGUGACUCUGGAUCCAGACACAGUUUAUCCCCAACUCGUCCUGUCUGAGGAUCGGAAAAGUGUGAGAUGGGGAGACACACGGCAGGAUCUGCCCAACAACCCUGAGAGAUUUGACACUGUGUUCUGUGUGCUGGGCUGUGAGGGAUUCACGUCGGGGAGACAUUGCUGGGAGGUGGAGGUGGGGGAUAGGCGAUUCUGGGCUGUGGGGGUGGCCAGAGAAUCUGUGAGGAGGAAGGGACGGAUCAGCCAUAACCCUGAGGGGGGGAUCUGGGCUGUGGAGUGCUGGUGGGGGGGUCGGUUCCAGGCUCUCACCUCCCCUGUGACCCCCCUGCCCCUGAGCCAGGUCCCCAGCAGGAUCCGGGUUUGUCUGGACUGUGACCGGGGGCAGGUGACAUUUAUCAAUGCUGGUGACAAGGCCCCGAUCUUCACUUUCCCGCCAGGCUCCAUCCCUGGGGAGAGAAUCCGACCCUGGUUCUGGGUGUGGCUGGGAUCCCAGCUCAGACUGUGUCCCUGAGAUGGGGGAGCAGGGGAAUAUCUCACUAGGAGCCCUGAAAUCAGCCUAUCUAGCCUCGCACACCUUUGUCUCUAUGGCUCCUUCCUGUGUACUUUGUAUCAUCAAGUCUCUCUGACCCUGGAGGUUGCUUCCAGUCUCAACUCUGUGCAGCCUCUGGACUGUCAAACCGUAGAGAGCAUUGAGUGAGUGAGGAAGAGAAGCCAAAUCUCAUCACUGCCCCAGGGAUUGUGCAGCCUGUUUGCCACUGUCCUCUAUGAGCCAGGAAGACUCUGGGGAUCCUGGGUCAGACAGUGUCACUGAGACAUGGGGGGAACAGCCCACCGGGAAU